AAACUUUGAGUUUAUAGGCCCACUUAUCUAUCCGGGAAAAAAUGGCAUAGAUCUAGAUCUAUACAAUUAAGUUUACAAAAUAAGGGGCAGCUUGACCAUAGAUGGCCACCGAACCCAUCACGUCGCCAAAAAGCGUCAGAUGUCAUUGCAUUGGCUCUGAAAAUUAUUGCACAAUUCAUAUGCAACUAGUCUAAGGGCUGUCGCGUAAGAAUACGUACAUCUCGGGUAUAUUCUCCUUUCACGUGUGUAUGUUCGAGACGAGGCUACUCUGCUUAGCUUACAAUUUUGACAAUUCACUGUUAAAAAAUCUUCAAAUAUGGCUCUUCGAACACAGUUUGAAAGCAACAAUGAUAUUGGGGUGUUUUGCAAACUUACAAAUGCAUACUGCCUCGUGGCGAUAGGAGGUUCUGAAAACUUUUACAGUUUAUUUGAAGGAGAGCUUGGAGACGCCAUUCCUGUUGUUCAUUCUUCCAUAAAUGGCUGCAGAAUCCUUGGAAGUCUUGCUGCAGGCAACAGACACGGCCUGCUUGUCCCCAACUUCACAACGGAUCAAGAACUACAACACAUUCGCAAUUCCCUUCCAGACAGUGUUAAAAUCCAGAGAAUAGAAGAAAAACUGUCUGCACUCGGUAAUGUCAUCUCCUGCAAUGACUACGUAGCUUUAGUACACCCAGAUCUGGACAAGGAAACAGAAGAAAUCAUAGCAGAUGUUCUCAAAGUCGAGGUGUUUAGACAAACAGUAGCUGAUAAUGUUCUGGUUGGUACUUACAGUGUCAUCAGUAAUCAGGGAGGAUUGGUACAUCCAAAGACUUCAGUGCAGGAACAAAAUGAACUCUCAUCAUUAUUACAAGUUCCCUUAGUGGCUGGUACAGUGAACCGUGGUAGCGAUGUGUUAGGGGGAGGUAUGGUAGUCAACGAUUGGUGUGCGUUCUGCGGCUUGGACACAACAACCGCCGAGCUCUCAGUCAUCGAAAAGGUCUUCAAACUCAGCGAGGGUCAGCCGGCCGCCAUCGCCACGGAAAUGAGAGAUUCACUGGUAGAUAGCUUGACAUAAAUAUGGAAGGUAGCUUCAACCAUGGAACCCCAAUCUCAUCAUUGAUCCUGUGGUAUUCCUUAUCAAUCAACCAAGCGCUUAUUACAAUCACACAUGGAUUCAUCAGAGCUAUCGUCAUAAUUGAAUGUCAAGAAUAUUAUUGCAAGAUAGAACAAUGUCACUUAAUAAUCAAGUAAUGAUCACGUUUUGUAAUGAUCUCCCCCUAUCCCCCUUCCCCCUUACCCCCUACCUCCCACUUUCAGAUCCCAUUGCAGGUCUAUUCACAGGCCACAGAUAUCUGAAAAGCCAUGCAGUGAGCUAUGUUCACUGGUCAAAGUGGUUGCAAUGUGUAAAACCACUUUAGCCAUGCCCUGUAGCUAUCACAUUUAUAUUUGUUAAGCUUUCAUACUCCUCUUACUGUAAAUGUGGCCAUAAACCUGAAGGCAUUCAAUGCCUGGUUUCGAUUUUAAUGAUACAAGUUAAUUUUUGAUGAUAUCAGAUGUGAGGAAAUUAAUUAAAGUAAUGUUAUGCCAGUGCAAGUACACCUGCGAAAUCUAUUGUCAUAUUAAUGUUGUGUCAAUGGCACAAGCAGGGACUAGUAACUAAGAUUUGUUAACAUUGCACAAAAGAGUACCCUUGUUUUAGUACCAUUAAAAUCAAUUAACUGUUUAAUGUUUUAGUGUAUGUUUCGGGAAGGGGGUUUGAAAGAGAAAGUAAGCUCAUCACAUAUGAGAUAUUUGUGUGAUUGAGCUUGUGUAGUCUAGUUUCUGCAGGGAACUACAUGUACAAGAUAUCAAGACUGUGCCAAUUUUUUUUGUUUCUAGUCAACAACCCUUGUACAUUAUGUAACUUCCAACCCUUGUAAUAAUCAUACAGAUAAGCUAGCAACUGAAACUACUUUUGGACUUUUUGUAUGGUGGAUUCAGUGUGUAUUGACAGGUUUAUGUUGCUACAAUGUGUGAGGGCAAACCUGUUGCAAGCUGUACUAUACUUGAGACUUUGAUCACUACCUCCUUAUCUCGACUGCUCUGAGCAAGCAUUGCUAAAGGAAUAGCUGAGUUUUAUAAGAACAUCUUCUCGAUCACAUUUCCUCUCAUGAAGUUGUUAUUGCUGUUUGUUAACAACAGCAAAACUUUUGAAAAAUUGUUUUGUUAAAGAUACCUUAGUUUAUAGUAACGAUGGAGUCUAAUUUCAUUACCACAAUUAUUCUUAAAAAUAAAGAAAGCAAAAUUAUACUCGUUUCUCAUUAUAUAUAAACUGCUUGAACAAUGUUUAUACAAUUAUUAUAAUCUUUUUCCAUACUAUUCGGAAUAUUCGCCUAAUUAUGAUUGUUUCAUUUGAAAUAUAUUAGUCAGUUUCAAUCAAUUUUGAUUGGAAACAAAUCCCUGAAUAUGAAAAGAAGUUGGUCUCUAUUUUGAAUUGUUAAGAAAAAUAUCAAAUGGGCUGGAAAAGGAAAUGAAUGUACUCUGUUAGAUACUAGUAUAAAGCAUUAUGAAAGCAUUCCGUGUUUGGUAUCAGACUGUACAGUACAAUAUAAUUCAUCAAGAAUAUUAAUUAUGAUUAACCAAUCAUUUCUCUCUCACUGGUCUGCAAAUCAGUUAGCUUCAAUUAUGCUCUACAUAUUUUUUUUUUCUUCAAAAUUACAACUUUGGUCGCAACCUAGGAUAUUUUUUCCUGAUUUAAUAGGGAUGUAUAUCACUGUAGUAUUUGUAUGACUUAAUUAUGAUAUGAAAGGAAUUGAAGGGGGAAAGAGAUAACGCUUUUUGGAGUAUGUAUUUUUUCUUGAUAAUAAAUACUUUCUUGUACAGUAA
Messenger RNA from Strongylocentrotus purpuratus (purple sea urchin), 2844 nucleotides. RefSeq names its product eukaryotic translation initiation factor 6 (gene eif6). Gene Ontology annotation, molecular function: ribosomal large subunit binding. Gene Ontology annotation, biological process: cytosolic ribosome assembly; maturation of LSU-rRNA; assembly of large subunit precursor of preribosome. The coding region runs from base 317 to 1054 and encodes 245 amino acids. The transcript has 7 exons. Gene Ontology annotation, cellular component: nucleolus; cytosol; preribosome, large subunit precursor. Lineage: Eukaryota; Metazoa; Echinodermata; Echinoidea; Camarodonta; Strongylocentrotidae. The record is from RefSeq and is a predicted model, not a curated record.